Gigantopelta aegis is the source of this 2521-nucleotide messenger RNA. RefSeq lists its product as uncharacterized. Lineage: Eukaryota; Metazoa; Mollusca; Gastropoda; Neomphalida; Peltospiridae. The coding region runs from base 394 to 834 and encodes 146 amino acids. The record is from RefSeq and is a predicted model, not a curated record. The transcript has 4 exons.
UGAAGAAACCAGCGAGAACAAGCUAUUGGAAAAAUAAGAGCCGGACAGAGUGCACAGAUCGUUGCAAAUGCAUAUAACGUCAACGUCAGGACUAUCUACCGUCUGCAACAUCUGUAUAACACCACCAAUACCACCAACGACUGCCCGCGCAGUGGUCGUCCUCGAGUCGCCACACCACGUCAAGAUAGCUUUAUUUUGCGCCAACAUCUGCAAGACCGCUUCACCACGACCACUAAGACGGCUCGCCAUACCAUUGGAACACAGCAACGACCCGUCAGUGCCAACACGGUCCGUCGCCGAAUGGUAAUGUUGGAUAAAUAAUAGGUGGGAAAAUAUCGGAGCUUCAUAUGCUUUGUGAACGAGGUAUUCGUUCUUACUACAAUAAUCGGAGUGAUGUACAAGUGCAUUUAUCACACCACUCGAGAAACAAGAAAACUCUUCCCGUCAUGUCAAUGGAUGGUAGAUUUGAAAGAUGUUGAGGUGGAAUGCUGUACAUAUCUAGCGUGCUUCCUUGUUUCGAUGUGCAUCGUUCUGAUAGUAGAAUUUGUCAAUGACAAGAUAAGAAAACAACCUCAACCAACAAGGCGUCGCAUGGUUGGUGAAGGUCUGAGGCCUUCACUUCCCCCAGGAUUAAGAUCAAGACAUGCAUGUGCACCAUGUAGACCCUGGCCUGCACUAUCAGAUGGUGAUGAUGAUGAUGAUGAUGAUGAUGAUGAUGAUGAUGAUGACACUCUACGACAUCGACGUCAACAAACAAGUUAUACCCCGGAGGUCCACUUGUACUGGGUAUACAAGACAUGCAACAAAGAUACCCACGUGCACCCGUGUGAAUAAGGCUUAAAAUAAAGCACACAUAAUGUCAAAAAACUAAAUUGUGUGUUUCCGGUCAAAUGUUGAUUAUUUAAAGAUUAAGUUACCUUUUUAAAAAAACCCUAAAUCAAUUAUUUACAAAUUAAUGACAAUGCUUUAGUUCGCUAGAUACUACCUUUUCUAUAUACAUGUAUAUUGUAUUUGAGUUGAAAAUAGGUUUCUGUAUAAAUGCUAAGAUUUAUAAAAUAUUUAUAUUCCUAUAGUAAAAAGUAUAUUAUAAAUAUAAAAUUCAUAACACUCAUGACAGCAAGAUGUUCAAGAUUGGUUCAGUUGUGCUUAGUUUUAAGAACAGUCGAUUUCAAAAUUUUCUGCGACCAAACAUUUUAACAAUCACCAUGUACAGUACUAUGUCUAAACGUUUCCUGUUUCCUAUAUAUGUGACACUAUAGCCCUUUAAUUUGAUUACUUCUGAAUUCAUUCAGCUUACAUGUUGGUUAUUAAUACAAACGCUACAAGAAGAAAGUUUAGAAUAUAAAAGGGAUAAGUAUAAAUGGGGAAGAAUAUGUUUAUGUCAAUACGCAGACGAUACUACCUGUAUUUUAGACGGAUCUCCCAAGUCCCUGGACAGUACUUUAACAAUACUAGAUAUGUAUGCAGAUGUUUCUGGCUUGAAAAUAAAUUAUUCAAAAUCACAUAUUAUUUGGAUAGGAAGUAAAAACUGGAAGCUAGCUUGGGGUGCUGAUCAGUUCACUUUAUUAGGGGUAACAUUAAUGCUGAAUAUGGAACAGAUGGUUGCAAAUCUAAAAUUUUGGAAAUGAAAAAUUUGAUAAAUCAAUGGUUAACACAGAAGAUAACAGUUUUGGAUAGAAUCACUGAAGUGAACACACUAGUAGAAGUUAUUAAAACAAAUAAAUACUAUGUUUUUCAAUUUUAUAUGGCAAAACAAAGCAGCUAGAAUUAAAAGAGCAGUUUUAGUGCAAGAUUAUAAAUAUGGAGAUAUCAAAAUGGUAGAUAUUACAAAUUUUGCAAUACCAAUAAAACUGACCUGGAUUAGAAGACUUUUUAUAGCAAAUUCAAAAUGGGCAACGCUCUUCUUUUCUUUGACUGGUUUAACAAUGAAACAUUUAAUAAUUUAUGGGGAUCACGUUAUUCAGUUAAAGAUAAGACAAAGAAAAAACUUAUUUUGGAAAGAUGUACUAAAUAAUUGGAUUUUACUGCAACUUAAACAAACAUUCCUCAAUACACAAGACAUUCUGUGUUCAAACAUUUGGUAUAAUAACAAUAUUGUUAUAGAUAAAAAGUCUGCAGUAUAGAAAAAUUACAUCGAAAAAGGGAUUUUAUUUAUACAAAACUUACUUAAUAACCAAGGACAAGUUUAUAGAUUAUGACAUAUUCAGCUUAAAGUAUAACAUAAAAUCAAAUUUUCUAGAAUUUGCUUCUUUAUUAAAGGCUAUACAAGUUUUUAUACGCAAGAAAACUACUUUAAACAUCCAAACAGUUGGUGUUCCAAAACAUCCCAUUUUACCAGUUAAAAUAAAACCCUUUUUGAAAAGUAAAUCUGGAAGUAAGGAAAUUUAUAAACUACUCAGAGUGGGCAAAGUAUACUAACACACAACGAAAACGCAAAAACAACUUUUCAUUGCAAAUGACGACAAACUAUUAAUGAAUUGAUGGAUAAUGUAAUAUGACAUUAAUGACUGGUAUUCAUGAG